AUGAUGGCCCGUCCACUCAUCACGACCAUCUUCUCCGCACUCGUCCUCCUAACCCACCUCCUCCACGUCAGUGCAAGCCCUCUAGCCGAACAAGCUCCUCUCACCGACAGCGACAUCGACACCACCUUCGAUACACACUACAACCUCGACACCGACACCGACACCCUCACCCUCACCACCAACACUGCCCCCCCAUCCUGGUUCACCUCAACCCUCCUCGCCCGGCGCCUCCUGGCCCUCUCCCGCACCGGCACCGCCUCAACCAUCUUCCCCUCCCCCCUCCCCCCAAACUCCCACACGCCCCCCUCCCUAGCCGGCCACUCCACAACCCAAACCGAAUACCUCGCCGACUGCGACCCCCACCUCCCCGCCAACGACACCUCCUCCGAAUCCCCCAGGGGACUCGGCAACCCGACCUUCCUAGCCCUGCACGUGGCCACCACCUUCCGCAACACCGCCGCAGGGUCCAACAUCUCCCUCUCCCUGGACUGGUGGGACCACGUCAACGACACUUCCCCGCUCUGGCCGGGCUUCCCCCUCAGCGAGGCCGGAUUACCCCGCGUCACGCUGUUCGGGUACGUCGAGCCGUUUGAGACGCCCGUGCCGGAGGCUGUGGAGGCCGCGCUGCGGAAGUGUUUCCUUGAGAAGCAUCCUGAUGCGGAGGCGUGGUUGCCGGGCAAGGAAGGUGCCCCGCAUAGUAGUUAUUGGGCGAGGUUGAGGGUCGAGCAGGUUUAUUGGAUUGGGGGGUUUGGCGGGUUGCAGAGGAUUGGGUGGUUGAAUGUUAGUGAGUGGAGGGGUGUUACGGAGUGGGGGAGUGGGGGCGGUGGUGGGGGGUUUGGGGAUGGGAGUGGGAGGGGGUGGGGGGAUGUGAGGUUGCCGGGGGAGGAGGAGUAA
Molecule: messenger RNA, 894 nt
Organism: Aspergillus tubingensis
Lineage: Eukaryota; Fungi; Ascomycota; Eurotiomycetes; Eurotiales; Aspergillaceae
Exons: 1
Coding region: 1-894 (297 amino acids)
Source: RefSeq, a predicted model, not a curated record